AUGGAACCCAAACACCUACGUACCCCUCACUUGAGCCUAUUUCCCACCAAAACCUUCACUCUUGGAGUGUGGGAUGCAUUUAUUAUACCCACAAUCUAUCAAUUAACAGAUAACGGGGAAGUAAUCCCAUUUGCUGACCUACAGACCCAAUGGCACUUACCAGCUACGGAAAUGUUCACAUACCUGAGACUCAAAGGAACUAUUUUGACUCAUGUGCACAACCACCACACCAUGCCAAAAGACAAAUCACUACCUACUGAAGGUAUUCUUGAUAGAUGCUGGACCACUCCCGGCAAACCAAAAACCAUAUCCUUAUGCUACAAAAUGUGGGAAAGCACGACACCAAAGCAUAAUCCACUUUGUAGAACAAAAUGGGAGGAGGAUUGUUCCCUUCAAUUAUCAGACGAUGACUGGGUAAGGGCCCUCAAUAACUUAUCUAAACUCACUAGAUGCUACACACACAUAGAAGCCCACAGGAAACUAAUCUACAGGUGAUAUAUGACACCACAAAAACUACACAAAAUCUACCCUAAUGUACCACCAGUAUGCUGGAGGUGCUCAACAACGACCGGGUCAUUCCUACAUACAUGGUGGACCUGCCCAAACAUCCAACCAAUCUGGAUACAGGUCCGGAAAACGCUAGAAAAAUUAGACAAAUCGAAGCUACCAACAACCCCGCAAACCUACCUAAUGCUCCUAUUUCCUACUGAUCUCGCUAGAGAACACAGGCAGGUAUGCGCCAUCACACUUCUAGCCGCUAGGAACUUCCUAGUCACACACUGGAAAUCGCACAUGUGCCCCUCAAAAUCACAACUAUGUGACAAGAUCCAACAAUAUUAUAUAUAUGAGUGUAUGACAUUAAACAACAGUGCAAAAACACAGAAAUUCCAAAAUGUAUGGAAAGAUGGGAAAGACCUGUACCCAAGGUUACAUAUACCCAUGAGUAGACCCUGA
Molecule: messenger RNA, 954 nt
Organism: Pelobates cultripes (western spadefoot toad)
Lineage: Eukaryota; Metazoa; Chordata; Amphibia; Anura; Pelobatidae
Source: the annotation of a GenBank genome assembly